Molecule: messenger RNA, 877 nt
Organism: Paramacrobiotus metropolitanus
Lineage: Eukaryota; Metazoa; Tardigrada; Eutardigrada; Parachela; Macrobiotidae
Product: brain-specific homeobox protein homolog
Exons: 4
Coding region: 1-690 (229 amino acids)
Biological process (GO): regulation of transcription by RNA polymerase II
Molecular function (GO): RNA polymerase II cis-regulatory region sequence-specific DNA binding; DNA-binding transcription factor activity, RNA polymerase II-specific
Source: RefSeq, a predicted model, not a curated record
AUGUUACCGACAUCUACGGGACACCAUUUAUCUUCGCGCACAUCUUUCCGCAUCGAUGACAUUCUGCCGCCGAAGGAGCUAACCGUACCCGAGGGCAACCUGGCGCAACAGAGCUUCUUGCAGGGAUUACAGCGCACCGCGUUGUCCAGCGGCUUUACUAAUUCCCUCAAUUUAUGCCCCACGGGUCAUCCACCGUAUUCCAACUUGUGGUUGCAAAAUUUCCCCAAUAAUGCGGCUUACCACAGGUGGUUAUAUGCCGGGAAUCGGCCGGAAGGCGCAGCGUCACUGGUCAUCCCGACGCCAGGGGACAUGGCCAAUAUCAAGCAGUGCCGACGGAGAAAGGCCCGCACCGUAUUUAGCGAUCACCAGCUGAACGGUUUGGAGAAGCGUUUCGAAUCCCAACGGUACCUGUCAACUCCCGAAAGGGUUGAGUUGGCCAACAGUCUAAGUUUAUCGGAAACACAAGUUAAAACGUGGUUUCAAAAUCGCCGAAUGAAGCACAAGAAGCUAUUAAGAAAGCAGAAAGAAGAAGCGGCCGCAGGACGACCAGUCGGCGUCCUGCCCAUUCCAGUGAAAACCGAAAAAGAAGACCAUCAUCAUCCUGGUGCAUUAUCUGGCAUGGUAGUUCGGGCGUAUUCUUCUUCGAGUUCGGAUGUUUCGGAUAUUUCCACCGGACACUCAUCAAAUUAGUUUUACAAAGGGUCGUUAGCAUCCUGUGUGGCUGUUAACGCAGUUCACUCAAAACUGGUUAUUAACUGAAUGAUUUCGUUACAAGAACAGGACACCAGUCCGGUUUUUUGCCGCUAUGAUUGCUGAUAUUAUUAGCAAAAGUCGAAAUUCUAAUUCACGCAUAGUUUCCAUACACGGGUUUCUUUCA